Rhododendron vialii is the source of this 1630-nucleotide messenger RNA. RefSeq names its product dihydroflavonol 4-reductase-like. Gene Ontology annotation, molecular function: dihydroflavanol 4-reductase activity. Gene Ontology annotation, biological process: anthocyanin-containing compound biosynthetic process. The transcript has 6 exons. The record is from RefSeq and is a predicted model, not a curated record. Lineage: Eukaryota; Viridiplantae; Streptophyta; Magnoliopsida; Ericales; Ericaceae. The coding region runs from base 221 to 1255 and encodes 344 amino acids.
UACAGUAAUCUUUUGCUAGCAAAUUUUUUCUGAUAUAAAUUCUCAUCAUCUUCUGGCUCUUCACUCUCUACUCCUUAUUCCUCCUCUGCUAUUCUUUUCUCAAUUCCAUCUUCUUCUUCUUCUUUUACUGCUCCGACCCGGCCACCAUUAUUAGUCGACUUCCCACUAUAUAUCGGCCUUCUUCUUCUUUUCUUUUUUUUGUUGGAUCCAGAGACCAGAUAUGAAAGAUGUCAAUGGUUCGCCGGCCACCACCGUCUGCGUCACCGGUGCCGCCGGCUUCAUCGGCUCAUGGCUCGUCAUGAGGCUGCUUGAACGGGGCUAUGUUGUUCGAGCCACCGUUCGCGAUCCAGCCAAUAUAAAGAAGGUGAAACACCUACUGGAGUUGCCCAAAGCGGAUACAAACCUAACGCUGUGGAAGGCGGACCUCAACGAGGAAGGGAGCUUUGACGAGGCCAUUGAAGGCUGCUUCGGAGUAUUUCAUGUGGCCACGCCCAUGGAUUUUGAGUCCAAGGACCCCGAGAAUGAGGUAAUUAAGCCGACAAUCAAUGGUGUGUUAAGCAUAAUAAAAUCAUGUACCAAAGCAAAGACAGUCAAGAGGCUGGUGUUCACAUCUUCUGCUGGUACCGUCAAUGUUCAAGAGCACCAACAGCCGGUGUAUGAUGAAAAGAACUGGAGCGACUUGGAUUUUAUCAAUAAGAUAAAGAUGACUGGCUGGAUGUACUUUGUGUCAAAAACACUAGCAGAGAAAGCAGCAUGGGAAGCAGCCAAAGAAAACAACAUUGAUUUCAUCAGUAUUAUACCAGUGUUAGUGGUAGGUCCCUUCAUUAUGCCAACCUUCCCACCAAGCCUGGUCACUGCGCUCUCUCCUAUCACAGGAAAUGAACCUCAUUACUCAAUAAUCAAGCAAGGCCAGUUUGUGCACCUAGAUGAUCUUUGUGAAUCUCAUAUAUUCUUGUUUGAGCAUCCUGAAGCAGAGGGGAGAUACAUCUGCUCAUCCCAUGAUGCAACUAUCUACGAUUUGGCGAAGAUGAUGAGGGAGAAAUGGCCCGAGUACAAUGUCCCCACCGAGUUUAAGGGGAUUGAUAAGGAUAUCCCGAACGUGUCAUUUUCGUCCAAGAAGUUGAUAGGGAUGGGGUUUAAGUUCAAGUACAGCUUGGAGGAUAUGUUCAGAGGAGCCAUUGAUACUUGUAGGGAGAAGGGAUUGCUUCCUUACUCUAAUGCAACAACUGCCAACGGAACGAAUGGAACGAUUUAGAAAAGCAGAGAGAAAGGGGAAGGAAAGUUGAGUAGUGUACUGUUCUGUGUAACAAUGUUGUUUAUGUUCUUAAUUUCUAAUGUACGUUUGUAUGGCUGCUGAGGUGGGUGUUAGCUAAGGUGUGAUGUUGCUAGCUUCUUCAGGAGUUCGUAAUAAUCUUGAUUUAGAAAUAAAUAUUGAAGUCACAUUUUGCCCCCCAAAAAAUGCAAAAAAGUCCAGUCACCCAUUAUAUAUUCCUCUUUUUAAGUGGGCAAGGAAAGUCAGUAGACGUGGGAAAAACAAUUUAUAUUUACUAUUCAUAAAAAUUACGUUAUCAGUGUGAUAAGCAUACAAUAUCUUCUCUCUCACAUCUAUCAUAUUAUUAAUGUUUUUAGA